GCGGCUCGUUGGGCCCCCGCAGGUGCGCGCGGCUGGGGCCGGGGAUGCGGCGGCCGUAGGGAGCGCGCGGGGGGCGGCGGGGCCUCGCCAUGCGCUACAGCGAGCGGGAGCUGCUGUCCCUGUCCCGGCAGCCGGCCGAGAAGGCGGCGGAGAUCCUGAUGCGGGUGCCCAAGAAGGGGAGCGUGCUGAAGAAACGCCUCGUGAAGCUUGUUGUCAACUUUCUCUUCUACUUCCGAACAGAUGAAGCGGAGCCAAUUGGAGCUUUGCUGUUGGAGCAUUGUAAAAUCACCAAAGAAGAGGAGAAUGUCUUUUCAAUCAGUUUCAUUGAGGAACCGGACAGGAAAUAUUUCUUUGAAUGUGACACCGAGGAGCAAUGCCAGGAGUGGAUUGAGGCGCUCCGAAGAGCCAGCUACGAGUUCAUGAGAAGAAGUUUGAUUUUCUAUCGGAAUGAGAUUCAGAAGAUGACAGGGAAGGACCCCCUGGAGCAGUACGGAAUCUCCGAGGAAGCCCGAUUCCAGUUGGGAACACGCAAGCUCUAACCUGGCAGCCUCCGUCCCCACUCACCCACCCCCAGUGGGGCUUAACUGGCAUUCAUCCACCUCUUUGUGGGGUGAAAACACCAACCCCCUGCCGGGGGGAGCGCCUGGGACCAAGUGACUUAUUUAUGGGCCAGAUCAUUUGUAUGUUUUUUUGUUUUUUUAAUGGAUUCAUUGCACACUCCCCUUCCUGUUUGUCUUCAGCCCCUCGGAGCUCCCAUCUCCCUGCUGGGUUGUAGAAGCAGCAAGUCUUAACUGGCCACUGCUGUGUCCGCUUUAACUUGAUCGACCAUAAAACUUAGGCUAGGCUGAGGGACUAAUGGGCUGCCCCGUCCUUAGAUGCUUGCUGCGAGGGCUGCUGAAAGCCCUCAUCAGGAGUCCCAGGGGUCUGGGGAUUUCAGCUAUGUGGAAACAAGGCUGGUCUCCCCCCGUGGGAGCAGCCCAGUGGUCUUCCAGCAUGUGGUGCUAUUAUAAGGCAGGGACGAUCUGGUGUAGAGGGCCAGUGUCUGUUUUAUGCCAAAAACAUGCCCUUGGUGGCAGCAUUUCUGCUGGGAAUGGCCUCAGGGCUUUGGCCAGCCAGUUCUGCAGAGAGCCUGCCGCACCCCCUGGUGGCUGGAGUUUGGCACCUGGGUGCUCUGAGCCAAGGGGUGGCUCAUGCUCUGUUGGUUUUUGGAAAACUGGCUAAUCUCAAAGGGAGGACGAGGGUCUUGCUUUAAGGGGGUGUUUUCUGGCUGAUCGCCCGAUUCCUUUGCUCACAGCAGUGGGGUCCUGGGCCUUGAAAUGCCAGACGCGCCCUCGCUUGAACUCUGUCGGGCCUACUCCAGCCGCUAGAUCUGCACUGUUCAGCUCUGGAAGAUAGAUGCAGGGAGCAGCUGGUUCAGGUAGGGGAAGCCCUCCUCUGUUCUGGAUGGCUACCCCCAGCUGGAGGGAGGAGGAGCUGGCCCUUACUCUAAACAGGGUUAACUUGUCAUGUUACUGCAGGGUAGCUGCUGGUGCUCCAGCUGACACUGUGGCUGCAGGGGGCAGUGUCUUCAUUUCCUUACACGUACACGCAGCAGCAGCGAUUGCAUUGUGAGGGGCACAGGGCAGCAGCAACUAGACAGGGGUACUGUGGCCUGUCUCAGCUCAACGCUCUCCCUAGGGUCGGCUUUUGAAUUAAGGCAAAUUAAUCCAGCUACCAGGAGCCACCCUACAGCAUCUUAAAACGCACGGCCAACGUCCUGCACAGGUGUGGGGGUGUGGCUUUCUCACCAGUGCCGGGGAGUGAGCAAGGCAAGGGUUUGAAAGACACCUGCAGUGAGGCAGUCUAAACCAAACUCCUCCCCCCGACCUUGAGAGCAAGCUGUGGUUCCUAGUGGCAUUGUUCCCUUGCCUAGGAGUGCUGUGCUGUCAUGGGCUUCCCGGAGCAGGUGGCCUGCAGGGUGGAUGCUGGUGUAGUCCCCUUUACUGGCAGUGUGAGAGGUAGAACCACACCCUGUCCAUACCGAGCUGGGAGACUGGGUCCCCCACCAUGAAUAGUUGUACAGGACUGCUUCAGGCUUUACUCACUAUACAAUCCACCUCACUUGUCUCUGCGGCUUCCCUCCUCCUCAGCUGCUUGAGCAGAAAAGACCAAAGCAAUCCAGUGAUUUCUGGAGACCUGCCCUCGUUUUCUCUUACGGUGCUUCUCUCCAAAGCAGCCCCAAGGGGAGGCCCCAGCGGCAGGCCCCCUUCUCCCUGCUGGCUUUAGUCAUCAAUAACCAGCAAGGACCAGCAUUUUCCCCCUCGCACCUCUGCAGAGAUUUGCUUUUGGAUGGAAACAAAGGGCCACCUUCUUUAACUGCUGUAAGGCUGCCAGCAAUGAAGUUACAGCCAGGCCCAAGUUGUGUGGCAGGGCUACUGCCAAGCCAGGUAGCUCUAGCCCUCUCACCAGCCUUGAACCUACUGGCUAAGCAGUGUAGAGGCUGUUAGCACAAACCAACACAAGUGCACAGGGACUAACCCUGAAGCUACAAGGCAGCUUUCUACUGCCGGAUGCAAUUGCUUGAGGGAUGCAGCACUGUUACUUAGGAGGCUCCCAAGGAGGAAAUAAUUAGGAUUUAGAACAUUAGUAGAGGCUCAUUGUUUUAGUACAAGACAUCAGCUACCUCCAACAGAGGUGGGAGAUAGGGGGCCUACCCACCUCUUCAGCAGGACCACUUGUGUUCAAUGGAGGCUGUUGCUAGUAGCUUCUACAUGCAGCAGACAAGCCCUAUACAGUGUGGUAAAGAAGAUGUAUUACACUCAUUUAACUGAUCUUUUGUCCUGGCCAUCUAGAUGGUCUGCUAUUAGAGCAGCCUGGGUGAUUGGUGGAAGCUGUGACUCACUAAGACUGCUCCGGGGUGAAGGCUCUGGAACACCUGGGGAGCAUAGCUCUGCCUUCCUGUUCAUUGCCCCGGGGAAGCAGCAAGAGAGGAUUAAGCAAGAGCACAUUAGAGCUUGUGCUUUAGAGAAUGACCUCAGCUGCCCCUGUACUGUGUUCUCAAGCAGUCCUUUUCUUGGCCUUUGCUGGUGCCCUGAGGUAGAGCAGAACGACGCUCCCCUCUGAGGUUAAGGCAAUGUUAGUUCAAAUAUGGUUCUUGCUAUCUAGGGGCUGCUAACCUUUCCAAGCUUACUAGGGCAGUUGUCCUUUGUUACCAUUAAAAUCUUUGCCCACUUUCACCUAAGUUGAUGCAAAGGCUCCAUAUCAACUGACCUGUGAAAUGGUGUUCAAGAGCCUGCUUUGAACUCUGUUGUAACGGUUACGCUCCCAUCCCUGCUGCGUCAGCAGCUAGAUAGCAAGAAUCUUAUUCCCAGGGUCUCAUCUCCUGUAAGUCAGCUAAGACAACUCAGCCUAAGCCAGGAGCAGGCGUUUUAUUAACUCCAUAACAUUGGUACAGCACAUUAGGGACGCUGGAGCUUUAAGAUAGGAGAAAGCUGAGAAAUGCAGUAGUUUCUUACAGAAUAAGCCAGCUCUAAAUUAUGGAAAGAUUACACCCAAUAUUUCUCUCUCUCCUGUUCAAAGCCUGUCUGCUUUUGUGCACUUGCCUUUAGAAUCAGCAUUGCUUAGUACGCUGGCUGCCUCAAUUCUGUUUGUUUUACUGGACUGGCUCUUAGCACCUCUCAACUUACUUGAGAAAUCUUUACUAUUUAAAAUCCUAGCAGGUGGCCAUUUGAACAUAGCUCGCGACAGCCAAGAUUUCAGAACUGGAGCAUUGGUCACUGUUGUUGCAGGUUACUUAGAGCAGUCAAACUACUGUAUAAAUAUUCCCUCUUCUGCCUUCCCUGUACAAAAACACUAGCUUUUUCUUGUUACCCUUUCAAAGGGCAGACCUUAAGCUUACGGUUAUCAUUGCACACUGUAUAGAAAUGGGCAUUUUGUUUGGGAGUGGGGUAAGGUGAGCAAGAAACAGCUCCAGCUAUUUGCUUAGAUUAGGAGGUACGUAAAUUUCACUUUCAUUACUUAAUUGAAUGUAUGAAGACAGAUGCUGUGAAUAGUUAUCUGAGCAUGGGUGGUGCCCAGUAACUCACUAGAACUAGCUUUACAUUUCAGGAUGAAGGGGGAACAGUUUUAGGAAUCUGCUAUCACUGGUCAUUUAUAUACAAGUUUAUUACCUGUUCAGGUUCUAUUUUCAUGUUGGUGGUUAGUUGCCCUAACAAAGGCAUUCUAGACUGAUGCUGUUCAUAGAUUGUACAAUCAAUGUUUGAAAUAAACACCACCUUUAAUUGUUUUGA
Malaclemys terrapin pileata is the source of this 4268-nucleotide messenger RNA. It is a transcript of the gene PLEKHJ1, whose product is annotated as pleckstrin homology domain containing J1. The coding region runs from base 90 to 539 and encodes 149 amino acids. The record is from RefSeq and is a predicted model, not a curated record. Lineage: Eukaryota; Metazoa; Chordata; Testudines; Emydidae. Gene Ontology annotation, cellular component: early endosome; recycling endosome; trans-Golgi network. Gene Ontology annotation, biological process: receptor recycling; retrograde transport, endosome to Golgi; endosome organization. The transcript is spliced from 6 exons.